UCCUGGUUGGUCAGAAGUAAAUGUGGGAGAUGUCUUCAUCAGGGAUCAAAUUCCUAUAAAAGCCAGGGUUGCAGUUGAAGUCCUCUCAUCAACAGGAUCAUACAGCAAUCAUGAGGUCUCUGGUCUUCAUUCUGCUCAUCGGAGCUGCCUUUGCCACCGAGGACGACAAGAUCGUCGGAGGGUAUGAGUGCACGCCCUACUCCCAGCCCCAUCAGGUGUCCCUGAAUGCUGGCUACCACUUCUGCGGUGGCUCCCUGGUCAAUGACCUGUGGGUGGUGUCCGCUGCUCACUGCUACAAGUCCCGCGUGGAGGUGCGUCUGGGAGAGCACAACAUCCAGAUCAAUGAGGGAACUGAGCAGUUCAUCACCUCUUCCCGUGUGAUCCGUCACCCUUCAUACAACUCCUACACCCUUGACAGCGACAUCAUGCUGAUCAAGCUGAGCAAGGCCGUCACCUUCAACCAGUAUGUGCAGCCCGUGGCUCUGCCCUCCAGCUGUGCUCCCGCUGGCACCAUGUGCUUGGUCUCUGGCUGGGGCAACACCAUGAGCGCCACUGCUGACAAGAACAAGCUGCAGUGCCUGGGUAUCCCCAUCCUGUCUACCAAGGACUGUGAGAACUCCUAUCCCGGCAUGAUCACUAAUGCCAUGUUCUGCGCUGGAUAUCUGGCCGGAGGCAAGGACUCUUGCCAGGGUGACUCUGGUGGCCCCGUUGUGUGCAACGGUCAGCUGCAGGGUGUUGUGUCCUGGGGCUAUGGAUGUGCUGAGGUGAACCACCCUGGUGUCUACACUAAGGUCUGCCUCUUCAACAGCUGGCUGGAGAGCACCAUGGCUAGCUAUUAAGUGAUCCUAAAGCAAGUUCAGUCCACGGCCUCAACAAACACUUGAGGUUCAUCAACAUCAACAUCAUUAGAAGUUUAUGUUCCAUCUGUUGUUCUGGACUGUAUUAUAAAUAAAAAAACUGUAAAGCAAGAAAA
Molecule: messenger RNA, 973 nt
Organism: Mugil cephalus (flathead mullet)
Lineage: Eukaryota; Metazoa; Chordata; Actinopteri; Mugiliformes; Mugilidae
Product: trypsin-2-like
Exons: 6
Coding region: 111-839 (242 amino acids)
Biological process (GO): proteolysis
Molecular function (GO): serine-type endopeptidase activity
Source: RefSeq, a predicted model, not a curated record